GCCGGGAGCCUGCAGUGCGCAGGCGGGGCCGCCCCUUCCUGCCGCCGGGCGAGCGCGGGCGGGCGGAGCGAUGGAGGUCAGCCACUCCGUCAAGGAGCGCACCAUCGCCGAGAACAGCCUGGUGAUCCUGCUGCAGGGCCUGCACGGCCUCGUCACCACCGUGGAGCUCCGCGACGAGAGCGCGGCCACGGGGCGCGUCACCAACGUGGACGCCUUCAUGAACGUGAGGUUGGCCGAGGUGACCUUCACGGACAGGCAGGGCUCAGUGGCCCAGCUGGACGAGCUCUUCGUGGCCGGCAGGAACGUCCGCUACGUGCACAUCCCUGACGAGGUGGACAUCAGGGCCACCAUCGAGCGGCAGCUGCAGGCCAUCCACAGGGUCCGCUUCUUCGGGGGCCGCGACAAGGGCAGGAAGGAGUUCCCUCGAGCCAAGCACAAGUGAGCUCUGGGCAUUGCCAGCAGCAGGGCCAGAAUGGACCAACCCCUUGGACUGGACUGACAGCCACCUCCACACCUCACCCCGGGACUCGGGGCUCUGCUGCUCCCCUUGCCGCUGCCUGUGAGGGGAGCAGAGUUAUUUUUCUAAUGAAUAACUACACUUAA
Colius striatus (speckled mousebird) is the source of this 603-nucleotide messenger RNA. It is a transcript of the gene LSM10, whose product is annotated as LSM10, U7 small nuclear RNA associated. NCBI's taxonomy places the organism in Eukaryota, Metazoa, Chordata, Aves, Coliiformes, Coliidae. Gene Ontology annotation, biological process: mRNA 3'-end processing by stem-loop binding and cleavage. Gene Ontology annotation, cellular component: cytoplasmic U snRNP body; nuclear body. The coding region runs from base 71 to 442 and encodes 123 amino acids. The transcript has 2 exons. The record is from RefSeq and is a predicted model, not a curated record. Gene Ontology annotation, molecular function: histone pre-mRNA DCP binding; U7 snRNA binding.